AUGGGAGAGAGACGGGCACGCUCCUUCCAUAUGACGUGCCACCUACAGCGGGACUAUGGGACAAGGCUGGGGGGUCCCUUCGCCAGAUACAGCCCCAAUGGCUAUGCUGGGACCAGUCUGAGUCUAGACCAGGAGAUGGAAGCUGACGAUUCUCCAGCCGUGGUUGCCGAGAACGAGGCCUCCAUGCCCAACAGCAGCCUUUACUCUCCUGUUUCACUGGAACUGGACCCCAGUGCGGUAAAUAAUGGAUCAGACGUCCGCCACUGCUCGACGGCUAAAGACACGGCCCUGCAGAUCGCACACGGCCAGCUCCCCGUCGCUUCGGCGCCUCUGCCGCAGUCCAGCUGGCUGCACCACCACCAAAAAGAGUUCCAGCGGCCGUACGUCAAGACGAGCAUGCAGGGCGAUGUUUACAACUUCCUCGAGAGACCUGCUGGGCUCAAGUGUUUCCUCUACCACUUCCUUGUAUUCCUCAUGGUCCUGGUGUGUCUCAUCUUCAGUGUUUUGUCCACAAUCGAGCAGUAUGCCGAUAUUGCCACUGGAUCCCUCUUCUGGAUGGAAAUCGUGCUGGUGCUGUUUUUUGGAAGCGAGUACGUGGUGCGUUUGUGGUCGGCCGGCUGUCGCAGCAAAUACGCUGGCAUCCGAGGACGCCUCCGCUUCAUCAGGAAGCCCAUAUCAAUCAUAGAUUUGAUUGUGGUUAUCGCCUCCAUCAUUGUGCUCGCUGUGGGCUCCAAUGGUCAAGUGUUCGCCACAUCUGCUAUCAGGGGCAUCCGUUUCCUGCAAAUCUUACGUAUGCUGCAUGUAGACCGACAGGGUGGAACGUGGCGGCUUCUAGGAUCUGUGGUCUUCAUUCAUCGACAGGAGCUGAUUACCACCUUGUACAUCGGCUUCCUCGGCCUGAUCUUCUCAUCUUACUUUGUCUACUUGGCUGAGAAGGAUGCAGUGGACGAGGAGGGAAAGACAGGCUUCUCCAGUUAUGCUGAUGCCCUGUGGUGGGGUGUGGUGACUGUGACUACAAUAGGCUACGGAGACAAGAUUCCUCAAACAUGGAUCGGCAAGGCCAUCGCAUCCUGUUUCAGCGUCUUUGCCAUCUCCUUCUUUGCUCUGCCGGCUGGUAUCUUGGGAUCAGGGUUCGCCCUGAAGGUCCAGCAGAAGCAGAGACAAAAGCACUUCAAUAGACAAAUCCCUGCUGCAGCUUCUCUUAUACAGACACUCUGGCGGUGCUACGCGGCAGAGAAACCCAACGGUUCUGCAGCGACUUGGAAAAUGUACGUCCUCACUCCGGAAGCCGUCACCGCGGCGGAAUCUGAGAACUCCAGCCCCAGCCUCAGGAAGCUGAACAUAUCGAAAAAGGGCCCCAAAAGAAGGAUGAAGUCGAUGCGAGAUAACGGCUCCAUCGGCGUGUCGUCAGAGAGAGCCGUCUCCAUCCCUCAAAUCACUUAUGAUCACAUCGACGACGCCGUUGAGAAGAAAGACGUCUCAUUCUUCAUGGAGGAGCCGAGUAGCGCUGUACAAGGAAUCACCAGGAUCAUCAAACAAACUGGACCCUGUCAUCAUUCUUGGUCGUCUUUCACUCUGAGCUGCCCUUCCUCUCCAGUGAAGAGAGGCCAUAGUGGCAGCAUGUCAAUCGACAUUACCCGCGCCAGCAGCCUGACCGACGAAUUGGACUGCAUGUGUGAGGAUAUUCCCCUCUCUGCGAUGACCGACAACACUCAUCUUUUGACCUGCCCGUUCGUGGCAUCGGUCCAGGACUCUUUCUCUACACACCACUUGAAUUCCACAAGGUUGUCUCACGCCCAGAGGUCUGCAGUGAAAGUCCUGCGUCGCAUGCAAUACUUUGUGGCCCGCAAAAAGUUUCAGCAAGCACGUAAACCAUACGAUGUGCGUGAUGUGAUCGAACAGUACUCACAAGGUCAUCUCAACAUGAUGGUGCGCAUCAAGGAGCUGCAGCGAAGGUUGGACGGCACACUAGGAAAGCCGGGAAUGUUCCUCCCAGGUAAAGGAGAAGAUAAAGAAUUCCCGACAAUUGGAGCGCGACUGAUCCGGCUGGAAGAUAAGGUUUACCAGAUGGACCAGAAAAUGGAGUCGGUUCUCCGAAUCCUCACAGAGCAGUUCGUGCAUAAGCCCGAGCUGAUAUCCAAGCCUUCCAUCCGCAGGGUGACCAUCCAGAAGCGAAUGGGUGUUAGCAUUGACGAGGGACCCUGA
This is a messenger RNA of Nerophis lumbriciformis (worm pipefish), 2205 nucleotides long. Lineage: Eukaryota; Metazoa; Chordata; Actinopteri; Syngnathiformes; Syngnathidae. The record is from RefSeq and is a predicted model, not a curated record.